Tilletiopsis washingtonensis is the source of this 719-nucleotide messenger RNA. RefSeq lists its product as hypothetical. The record is from RefSeq and is a predicted model, not a curated record. The transcript has 4 exons. NCBI's taxonomy places the organism in Eukaryota, Fungi, Basidiomycota, Exobasidiomycetes, Entylomatales. Bases 1 to 432 code for a protein of 143 amino acids. Gene Ontology annotation, molecular function: carbon-sulfur lyase activity.
AUGUCUGCCCGUUGCAACUGCUCCAAGUUCCAGUUCGAGGCGCCCAAGCCCCAGAUGGUCGCCGUCUGCCAUUGCAAGAGCUGCACGCGCAGCGGCGGCUCCAUCGGCUCUUUCAACGCCGUCGUCACGCUCGACGACGUCAAGUUCAGCAAGGGCUCGAUUGCCGAGAUGAGCAGCUACAACGACAGCGACACGGACAGCGGCAACACCAUCGUGCGCCACUUCUGUGGCACGUGCGGCUCGGCGCUCUUCUCGAUUCCGGAGAAGCAGGGCGAGGGCGCCAUCGGCUACCUCAAGGUUGCGGCGCUCGAGGACCCCGAUGCGUACGCCCCCGGCGCCAACGCCGUGCUCUUCGAGAGCCGUGCGCCCGGCUUCGUGCGCAAGGCGCUUAACUGGCCCGAGGGCGUGCAGGUCAUGGCACGCGGCUCGUAGGGUGCCGGCUUCACACACGGGUCACGCAUCGACAGCUCUCACGCAAAUGGCAUGCUCUGAUGUGUUUGCAUUGAGAUGAGCAUCAGUGCGAGGCUUUGGCUGCCUCUGAGCGCUUCGCUGCAGCGGGCGUCUUUCGUUGCUUCUUCUGCGCGCCGCCCAGCAGGCCCAGCGGCUCGAUGCCGCAGGCCAGGCCCACUUCAAGCUGGCGCUUGAGGGCCCACGCCCACAGCAGGCCCAGGGCCGGCGCAGAGAGCAGCACGUUGAGCACGGCGUAGAUGUCGGGGUAU